ACAGCGUCGCUGUGUUUUACUUUUGCAAGAAGUGGGUCGCGACUGACGAUCGCGACACGAUUUUCCGCGUUCCGGGUGCAGACAGUCGUUUCCGGGCACCGGUACCAGUGAUCGAUACUUUUUUGGCAUUUCGCGGCGCGUUUGCUGUGAUUAUGUGAUGCGGUGUUGAAAAUAUUGACUGAUCGAGACGCGUUUCGCACACGGUGAUUUGGAUACUUUGCCAGUUUGGAAAAUGUCACGGGUUAGGAUGAGCGGAGGUGCAGUUUUGCUGCUCUCGAUGGUAUUGCUCGAGUGUGUUCAAGUCCUCCUGCAUGAAGUAGAAUCUGGAACAAUAACAGAGUGUCGGUUGUUGUUGAAACGAACUUGCUGACGUUCCGACAAUCAUCCUGUUGACUUCUUCAGAGCUUAAACUGAAACUAAAGUAGAUUCAUCAACCAUCGAAGUAGGGGGAAUCCUGAAGUAUUUGAGAUGUGGUGUUAUAGAAGAAUCGUGAAAAUGUCACAUGGUUUAGGUUAUGUCAAUCCGCCGCCGAGAAGACGAAGAGAAGAAAACAAAGAUGUCACUACCGUUCUUCUAGUGGACAACCACGGCAAGUCGUCCAUCGGGAGAUUUCUGAGCGUAAAACCUGAAUUAGGCUUAAUCACGUCCACCGCGCGUACUUUCAUCCAAGACGGCGUCACCACAGAGUACGCCACCCAAGUACUCGGUACCACUUUAGACAACGGACGACUGUACGCCCACUUACUGACCAAAAGCUCGAGGGUACUGUACGACGGCCCGACGAAAUCACACAACAACAAUAAGUGGACGCUUGAUGAUAAAUCAACGCCUGCCAAUGUCAGAAACCUGGACUAUAUCUCGCCUAAUGCCCCCGAUGCUGUUUAUGUGUUCCCUACUGUUUCCCAUUCCCGGGACUCCGAAGAAAUCCUCAAAGAACAACCGUCUAAUAACGCCAGAAUACCUUACGAUCGAGAGACGAACAAAGUGUUCAAAAUAAACGCCAACGAGAACGUCAUCCCUCACAAGGAUACUUUGCCCAAUAGUUUCGGACCUUCCAAAGUUACUGCGUGGGAAAAUUUGCCCACUUUCACGGUGAGGAAUGAGUUUUCUCCUUCGGGGUUCUCUUUUUUGGGCGACCUGCCUGAUUUUGACGCCCGGACCGAAAGAACCAAACUUACGACUUCUAAAGAUCGCAAGGCGAAGCUCUUGUUCAAAGCCGGCCUCGUUAAGCCCAACCCUAAGGAACUGGAAACUGUCACUUACUCAGGUUUCGCCGAUUUCACUACCACUGUCGCGAAUACCGUUAUCGUGUUCACUCCUCACACUGCCGAAGUGCCUCAAAACGUAGCUGACGUGACGAAGAUAUCCGUAGAGCCCACUAUUAAACCCACUUCAGUUCAGAUAGAAUCGACAGCUACCGAAGAAGUUAAGGAGAUUUCCCUAAACACAAAACUGGAAACGUUUGUCUCUCAGAAUCCGCCACUGUCUACUCACACAUCAGAAAGUCAUAAAUUCGAUUUGAAAUCGACCAUGGUUAUCGACAAGAAAGAUAGAAAUGGAAAAAGCCAGCUGCCAGACGAACCUAUAGAUCUAAAUGCCAAAUUCUCUGUGUUAGCACAUGAGCAGCAACAGGAAAGCGGCAUUACGUUUACUCCAGAUAUAAUACAGCCAUCUGAAACUCAACCUGCAAUGCUUUCAACCCCAUCUGACGAAGACAUAGCUAAAAUCCUAGCUUCACUUCAAGCUUUAGCCGGUCAAACGACGCAACCGCUGAGUAGUAUCAGCGGUUCUACGAUAUUCUUCGAUGCGGACCCUAUGGACCAGUUUACGAUGGAGCCUCAAAAGUCCGGCGGAGCUACUACCAUAUUCUUCGAGGACGAGCUCGAACCGAGUACAACUCGGCAUCCCGAGAGCACGACAGCUAUGGAAUUGCCAAUCACUACUACCGAGCAAGAGGAGGAAUCCACUACAGAGGAAGUCACAACGGUUACCGAUAGGGAACUAGAGACUACUCCACAGAACGAAAUCGAUACCGAAAAACCUGCAGACGACGAUGUCUGUACAGAUGGCAAGAUCGUCAUUCCUUCCACCACGUAUAAAACGCUGACGUAUUUGACGACUUUUUUCAUCCCCGGGGAAGAAACCACAUCGACUUCGAUAAAAUCUAAUAUCGUAGUAUCCACUGUGGUAAAUUCGCACUGUAACGAAGCGUCUGUUGCAGUAAUGACCACGGAGGAGAGUAAGACAACGACAGAGCAAAUCUUCACCACCACAGAGAUAGAAUAUGACGUUCAAACAACUCCUACGACUCCUAAAGAUGAACUCACAACUGGUCGGGAAGACGCGACCACUCCUCAGGAAGUGACGACCGAAACGCGUCACGUGACGGAGUCUGAACCGGAGGCGACCGAAGCUACCACCGAAGAAGGCGACGAAAUUCAGUUGAUAUUUAAAACGUUGUAUACGACGUACACGUAUCUGACAACGUACUUCCAAGAUAGUACCAGCUCGGUCGCCAGUAGAGUUGUAGUUACGACUAACGUAAUCACGUCGACUUUGGAUGCGGACUUCGAUUCUACCGACCCGGCAGUCGCAGGCUUGCUAGAUGACGAAGACGACGUAAUCGUACCUUCUAGGACGGUGUCGUUCGAUGAUUUAGCAGGGAUUCAGUCGGAACGAGAUGAAGAAUCAUCGGAAGAUGACAUACUAGAAGCAACCCCAGCUCUCGACGACGAGCACUUACGGACCGCUAACGGCGUGAAGACUUUCUACACUACUUACACGUACUUUACGACUAUCUUCGUGGACGGCGAGACUGAAAUUUCCAAUCGGACAGAAGUUUACACCAACUACGUCACGCCGAGCUUGGCGUCAUCUGUUGGGGUCGCGAUACAACCUACAAAAUUGGGAAACGAAGUACCCUUAGACGAGGAACAGCUUCUACUUCAGAACAAACUCAGGAGUCUAAAAUACGAUACGUUAAACGAGCAGAAGCUAGACAAUGAAAUCCUUAAUCUUAACGACUACGAAACCGUCGCAACGGUGGUUCGCAGCAGCACGUCGAAAGGUGACGCACGCGUUCUCGACAACUUAGAUAAAAGGAAUGUGCUUGUAGAUGACCAGAUUGUGUCAGAAUCGAACAACGAUUCGGAAAUCAUCCCUUCUCCGACGCUACUUCUGCAGACUAGCUACACCACGUUUACGUAUUUCACGACGAUGUACCACGGCACGACUUCCAGCGACGUUGCGAGCAGACUCGAAACCGUUACCAACGUGGUGACGCAAACGCUAACUCCGACGGAGACGUUGAGCGCGGAAGAUUCGAGUUUGCCCGUUACUUAUUUCACCACAUUCACGUAUUGGACCACCCUGUACAAGGAUGGUGAAACCAGAGUGACGAGCAGGGAAGAGACCAUUUCUAAUGUAGUGACGCCCACGGUAACGUCGACUGAAGCCGCUUUGCUACCGACCGCUUCACCGAGCGGCACUCUAGGACCUUCUGAAUUGUCGACACCCUUAGUGCCGUCCACCGUAGGCGACGACGAGCUUACCACCUUCUUCACUACCUACACGUAUUACACCACCUCCUACGUCGGAGACGAGACUAUCUUAAACAGUCGAUUGGAGACUGUGACUAAUGUGUUGAAUCAAACUGAUGACAACUCGAGCGCCACUGGAAAUAUUGAAUUAUCUUCGACUACUAUUAAGUCGACUGGCCGGUUGUCGACCGUACUAGACACUUUGGAGUUCAACGGCACAACCACCAACGGCUCGUAUGCUAAAGUUUUGGAGAGCACGUCCUUGAUUUUACCCACUUUGACGGAAGAUUUGCUAAAGCCCACCGGGAUUGUAAGCAUAAACCAGGGAAAAAUAGUGGACGCUGACGGCGUAAGCACUCUUUUUUACACCACUCAAGCCGUGGGAACAUACAUCGAUGACCUCUACGCCCAAGUGAUCGAGAGCACCAGUUCACUCGCAGUGGACCAGGAAAAGAAGUCGUCUUUAGGCACCGAUCUACCGACCCCGCACAGAACCGGUUUGGUUAGGCUCAUAGAGGGUAGCAUCGUGCAAAACCAAACGACCACGCUGUAUCGGUCGAAGGUAUUGGGCACCGUCAUAGAUGGGCGUUACGCGCAAAUCAUAGAGAGCACUUCGAGCUUUCUUCUGCCUCAGAUAUUGCCUAGCACUUUAGUGAACGAAAUCGUACCUAGUCCGACGAAAUCUCCGGAAGAAAGCGUGGAGGCUACGGCUACGAUAACACCCGCACCGGUCGCCAUAGAAGGCUCCAUAAAUGAAGAAAGUCUUGAAGAUGAAGACGACGAAGACAAACCGAAAUCGAGACUAUCGUUUCAAUCGAAGAAGCGUACCUUUACUCCUGCGAUAAGGCCUUUCGCUUCGAGACAAAGACCAACCUUCGCUCCCAAAAGAAGCAAGCCCGGCCAAACUACGGCGGCCACGAUCACCAGGUCCGAUUUCACACCGACGGUGACCGCGGUACCGGCUUCUAAACAAAACAGGUUCGGAGCGAGGCGAUCCAAUAGCGUUUCGUCCACGGUGUCAGGGUCCCGCAGGUUCUCCAAGCCUACCGCUGGAGCUAGAAGAAGCGGAAGCAGUAGAAUUCAGCCCACAUCCUCGGGUAGCUCCAGAAGAGGAGGUUUUAGGACGUCCGCUAGUUCUUUAAACAGACAGCGAAUCAGGCCGACCGGAGUCCCCGGCCUGAGCAGGUCUCCAAGCUCCAAGGUUUUAUCGGAAGCACCACCCGACGAGGAAAACGAAUUGACAACCGACAUUCCGUUCACCGAGGAUACAACGUUGCCGCUGCAAUCGACGACUGAGUCUGCCAGGCGCAGCAAUAACCCCUUGCUGCGCUUCAGAAGACCUAACGUGCCCCGUACCUCCCCCGCCGCGAAAUCAUCAACGAAAAAAGCCGUCGCGACGACGACAACGACCAAACCUCGAACCACCAGGCCGACUAGUUUACUAAGUCGCUCCAGGUCCAACAAUUUAUUCCCCAGAAGGAACUUGUUUACAACCACCACGGCGUCGUCUCCAGAGGAACCGGACUUGGAAGAGGAUAGCGAAGUUUUGUCGGAAGAAGAUACCGAUUACGACUCCUCGCUGUUUAACACUCGAACCGAGAAUCCUCCGACGACGCCUUCGUCAAGAGGUGGUAAAACUUUCAACUCUGUGUCCAUUAAGCCGUUCUUCAGGAAGAGGUUUAGGAGGGAUACGUACUCGAAAUUCCGGAGACCGUCGGGAAGGACUACCCCGGCGACGGUGAUUGAAGAGGAAAUCAUAGAGGAAAUGACGCCUAAGCCAGCGUACAGGAGCCGGUUCCAGCCAAACAAGCGUCGAAAAUCACCGACACAGGCUACGACUCAAGCGUCGACUAGGAAGAGGAUAUCACCUAGCAAACCUUCUUCGGGAAGAACUCAGUUUACUUUGAGGGAGAAGGACGCCGCUACUGCCAGAUCCAACUUUAAAAGACGUGGCAGCGCGACCACCAGAACCACUACCACGGCGCCCAGAGCCAAUAACAGAUCUUCGGCGAGAAGGACCACCACCACGAGGAGCAGAGGCAGCAGGAGACCACACCAAUCGGAUCAGAACUUGGACGAUAACUUUGUUUUGCCGAGCUUCGAUGGCACGAUCACCAUAACACAUCGAAUACCAACGGAGUCCACCAUUCCCGUCGUUAAUGGUAAAAUAACAGAAUAUAAGAACAUUGUAACGGCCAAAUACAGUACAGAGGUGUUGAAUCCAAUACAGUAUUCGACCAGCAUCGACGCCUUCGGCAAGGAGCUGAAGGUGCUCUCUAGCGAGAAAACGAGCUUCGGUAACAACGGUGCCACCUUAAUCACGCAGUUCGUUUUGCGCGAGACGCCUACGACGAGCGUCACAUACACCCCCACUUAUAUUAGGGGGAGAAAGACGUCGUUUUCGCACGUCAUACCCAGCACCGCCUACGGGGUCGAAGAAGUGGUGAACACAAUACAGCCCGUAUUGGCGGCUCAAGCGCCUCUGGCUAACAUUCUGCUCUCUCAGUUGCUUUUGGGAGGUGGACUAGCGCAGAAUCCUCUUUUGGCAUUGCAAAACAGCCCAGCGGCGGCCACUCCUACCACGGAAUACAAAAUCCGUACUACGAGUUAUGUUACCACCGUAACCAGCACCUUGGAAACCGUGAUACCCUUAACGUUUAGGGGAAAAGAAAUACUGACGACCAUAUUGGAUACCACCGCCAAGGUCGUCACGGCUACUGAGUUCUUAACAGAUACGGUGGUUGUAACGCCAACGCAGGCCCUGGGCUUCGGCCUGGGAACACAGCUGAACACACUGCUGUUGCCGCUGCUUCAGCAGCAGCUGCAGUCGCAAGUGAUACCGAACCAAAUACCUUUGCAACCUCAGAACACGAGCAAUCUUUUUACGGUAUCGGAGCCGCAGGCUGAGGAAGAUUUGGAGCACAACGAUCUGGUUGUAGAAGAAACCUACAGGGAGAUGAAGAGGAAGAAUAAAAAAACGCCGGUACCAUCUUCAAAGGAAACCAGCGUUAUCACUCUGUACGUUUCGGGUAGAACACCAGGAGAAUUUAGCACCGUUCUAUCGACGGUAACAGUCGGCGAUGAGGGCCGGAGAAAGCGCGAGGUGCCAGUUAAGCCCUCGGCAAGGUUCGAACGCGUCGAAGACGUGGACGGCGUUGUAAUGCCUGCACCUAAAGGUUUUACAAUAGAAUUUUCGGAGGGAGGCACGAGAGAAACCGAAAGCUUAGAGAGCAUAAUCGGAGACGUCACUAAACACGUUACGAACGUCAAACCCACGGAGAAACGCGAGAUUCGAUACGUCAAAGCGUCGGAAGAUUUAAUCAGACAGUCGUCCGAUGAUUUUUUAGCGUAAAAGACCUCAGCAGU
Cylas formicarius (sweet potato weevil) is the source of this 6905-nucleotide messenger RNA. Its product is annotated as mucin-2-like. The coding region runs from base 469 to 6891 and encodes 2140 amino acids. The transcript has 4 exons. The record is from RefSeq and is a predicted model, not a curated record. NCBI's taxonomy places the organism in Eukaryota, Metazoa, Arthropoda, Insecta, Coleoptera, Brentidae.